Messenger RNA from Aedes aegypti (yellow fever mosquito), 3026 nucleotides. RefSeq lists its product as uncharacterized. The transcript is spliced from 4 exons. Bases 150 to 2567 code for a protein of 805 amino acids. Lineage: Eukaryota; Metazoa; Arthropoda; Insecta; Diptera; Culicidae. The record is from RefSeq and is a predicted model, not a curated record.
AUAUUCAUUUCGGGCGUAGUCAAAAGUUGAUCAAACAAGUGCAUUGCGGAUUUUAGUCACGGAAAAUGGCUCAAAUUUAAAUUCGUUUCUUGAUAAAACUAGUGUAUAUUGAUAGUUUAAGGCACCGCGAGUGUUUUAAGGCACAGAAGAUGUCGAUUCUGUGGCGCUGCGGGGCGCUAAUAGCGUUGGGAAUUUUUGUGGGUGUGUUAGCCCAGUACGAGUGGCAACCGAGAGAUGCGUUCGAUGAAAUUAAGGUGAAGUUUGAUCGAGCCACGGGAGAUAACUGCCCGAUUCUGCAUGUUAGCGAUCUGUUCCUACCGGAGGAGACCGUUUCGCAUCUACCGGAUAUCAAAGAGUUCGAUCAGAAUCCAAUCUUCCCCAAUCGAACGGCUCUCCUGUUGCUGCACAACAUGGCGCUGACGAGGGGGUUCUUCUGGAGUUACAUUCUUCAGAGCCGUUUCAUUCGACCUGCCAUCAACGAUACGUACGAUCCGGGCAUGAUGUACUAUUUCUUAUCUACCGUGGCGGACGUUUCGGCUAAUCCAUCGAUCAACGCCUCGGCUGUGUACUUUUCGCCGAACACUUCAUUCUCGUCGUCUUAUCGAGGUUUCUUCAAUAAAACGUUCCCCCGCUUCGCCCCCCGCACCUAUCGUCUGGACGACUUUAACGAUCCUAUUCAUCUGCACAAGAUCUCCACAAUGAACACGUUUGAUGUGCGAGACUUGGGCGCCUUUUCGCCGGACUCCAUAUCGCACGAUUACAGCACCGAUUUCUACAAGAUCAACGAAUGGUACAAAGCGUGGCUUCCGGAUAUUGUGGAGAACCGUCACGACACGAAGACGACUUAUCAGGUGGAAAUCCGAUAUGCCAACAAUACCAAUGAGACGUUUACUUUCCAUGGACCGCCAGGGGCAGAUGAAGAUCCCGGUCCGGUUCGGUUCACCCGGCCGUACUUUGACUGUGGACGGUCCAACAAGUGGUUGGUGUCCGCUGUGGUUCCCAUUGCUGAUAUUUAUCCGCGACACACGCAGUUCCGGCACAUUGAAUAUCCCAAAUACACCGCAGUCUCCGUCAUAGAAAUGGACUUUGAGCGUAUAGACAUAAAUCAAUGUCCCAAGGGUGAAGGUAACAAAGGCAAAAAUAAGUUCGCCGAUACGGCCCGAUGUAAAAAAGAAACCACCGAGUGUGAACCUUUGGACGGGUGGGGAUUCCGUCGGGGUGGCUAUCAAUGUCGCUGUAGACCUGGGUUCCGGUUACCUUCGGUGGUGCGUCGACCCUUCCUGGGAGAGAUCCUGGAACGGGCAAGUGACGAGCAGUACUAUAAUGGGUUCGACUGUAAGCGCAUUGGGUGGAUUCACAAGACUCCGAUCGAUUGGUAUCGACUGCCGCAGUACACGAGAGAGAAGUAUUUGAACCAUUACUAUGAGUACAAGAAUUACACGAAGGGUGCGACCUCGCUGCACUCCGAAAAGGUCAACGUGAAUGAGGUGCUGAACUUCAUUCUCGGAGUGACGGAAAAUACCUGCAAGAACUUCCACUCGCAGGAUUUGGUGCUGAAUGGGGACGUGGCUUUCGGAGCGAAGACUCAGUUUGCGAACGAAGCCAAGAUGGCGCUACGAUUGGCGAACUUCAUCAGUGCGUUCCUUCAGAUAUCCGACCCGUUGGAGGUGUACUCCGGCAAGCGGGUGGCUGAUAAACCGUUGACCGAGGAUCAGAUGAUGGGUGAAACGCUGUCGUUGGUGAUGGGUAACUCGAGGAUCUGGACGGCGGCGACCUAUUGGGAUAGAAGCAAGUUCACCAACCGAACGCUGUUCGCUCCGUUCGCGUACAAGACUCAGAAGAACUCGAGAAAGUUCAAGUUGGAGGACGUGGCCAGGAUCAACAAGACCGGUGAGGACUACACUGAGUUACCCUACUUCAAACUGCUCAAGCAGAGGUGGGCAGCCAAUUUCGAUUCCCUGGAGAAGUACUACAUGAAGAUGCGCAUCCGUCACAACGAGACCGGGGAGCAUUCGCAGAAGUACGAGCACUAUCCAAAUUUCUACCACGCGGCCACGAUGGACCACGGUUUCUGGACGGCUCCCAAGUUCGAGUGCAAGGGUUACGUGAAGAAGUGGCUCAUAACCUACGCAGCACCCUUCUUCGGGUUCGACAGUCUGAAGGUGAAACUCGAGUUCAAGGGGAUCGUUGCAGUCUCGAUGAAUAUGCUACAGCUGGAUAUCAACCAGUGUCCGGAUGAUUAUUACGUACCCAAUGCAUUCAAGAAUACCCACAAAUGCGACGAGAAGACUUCAUACUGCGUUCCGAUCCAGGGUCGUGAGUACGAGCUCGGUGGCUACAAAUGCGAGUGCCUGCAGGGUUACGAAUACCCGUACGAGGAUCCGAUCACCUACUUCGAUGGGCAGCUGGUCGAGGCCGAGUUCCUCAACAUUGUCAACGAUGAAAAGAGUCGCUACGAUACGUUUAAAUGCCGCCUGGCCGGUGCUGCGGCCCUUCGAGUAGAGUUCACCAUUCUGAGUGCGGUGCUGCUUCUGACUUGGAUGAUGUUCCGACGGUGGAGCCGGUAGGCGGUAUCAGUAGGCCAUGACGCGAGUUUUCGUACUUUUAGAAAAAGAGAGCGGGUCGAAUUCUCAAUUUUAACGAAAUUUUCCGAAUCAUCGAGUGAAUCACUCCCCCAUCAUUCCGGUUAGAGUCUUAAAUGAAAAGUGUUCAAAUAACAUUCCGUCCAAACCGGAGGCCAUUUGCCCUGGGAUCCGUUGAGAAUCUCCACCAAUUUAUUAGCUGUAAGAACCGAAUGUAUGUAGAAACGUAAGCCGUAAGCCGUCCAGGUGUAGAGCUUUGUACACGUUUUAGAUCUAAGAAUAAGGAAACGUUUUUUUUAACCAACCAGCAAUGCCUUUUAUGUAAUGCGAAAAUGUUGUUUCAAAAGUAUUUUUGUUAGAAUGACAUCUUUGUACAAUUUUAGAUUAGUACCGAAGCGUAAAUUACAGCAAUUGAAUAAAUCAUCUAUUAAAUGUUUAAAAGAA